Molecule: messenger RNA, 631 nt
Organism: Aspergillus uvarum CBS 121591
Lineage: Eukaryota; Fungi; Ascomycota; Eurotiomycetes; Eurotiales; Aspergillaceae
Exons: 1
Coding region: 53-502 (149 amino acids)
Source: RefSeq, a predicted model, not a curated record
CACAGAGUCGUCGUUUUCGUUUCUGCAUCUUUUCACAAUCCUGGCUGCAGUCAUGUACGACUGCGACCUUCCUCGUUGGUCCAAAGAUGAGACUCCCCAAAUUUCAGCAUCCGGUGCAUCGUGUACCCUCAUCUUAACCUUUCUUCAGCUGGAGGAAGGCGGGCCCCGGCGGGAUCCCCCCCUUUCGUCCCAUUCUCUCUUCAUGCUUAGCAUGCUUGGUCUCGCAAAGCCAAUUCUUCAUCAUCCUUCGUACCGCACAUGCAGAAGGGACAUGCCGUCUAGUUCAGGUCCCAGUCCGGGGCCCCGCACCCCAAUGAGGCAUAGCAGCCUCAGUCCGGCGCUAAACAACCGGUUUGUGUCGGGCAAUUGUCGCCUGCUGAAGAAAAAUGGGAAAAACCCCGGCGGCACAAGGCCCUCGGUUAGCCCUAGCCCCCCUAGCCCGCGAUAUCUUCACGAUGCUGCCUGCCAUCCAUGCGGGGUACCUGCGACUCGCCUCCAAUGACUCCGUCGGGAUGGAGUUGUCGUUCUGCAGCGUCGCAUGAUCCGCUCCUAACAUUUGCGCAUCAGAGGUGGAACAUAAUGUUCCGUCCAAGUGGCUUAAUUGAGUGUCCCUGCCACCGUGACGCAUUGG